UUUUUUCUCGGGCUCCCUGUAGGCUGCAACAUCUUGAAGAAGCAAGGCAACAAGUAAGCCUGAUAACUGCAGCCAGUUGACCCCUUGAGUAAUAUUUGAUGGAAACUGGACAUCCUCCCACAACCUGGAUGGACCUGUACUUUAGACUUGAUCAUAUUGCAAAAUCUGCAGCAAUUGCAUAACAACCCAGAAAUACAUGAAUAAAGGAGGGUGGGAUGAAAAGGAGGGCAGGACGAGGGAGAGACUUGAGACGAGUAUAAAAGCUUCAUGGGAUCGGGAAGGAGAUAUUUGCUCAGUUUGGUCCACAGCUCAACCUAACUGGAGCUCCUCAGAUCACAGAAGGGAAAAAUCUGGGGUCAGUCACUCCACUUCCAGAAGAGAAAGAAGAAGAGACCUUUGAAAAAUGCCUUACGUUAGACAGAAGUUCAUUGACAUUCUGGAAAAAGCAAUGGAAGAUGGUGAAAAGAUGACUCGAGAGGAAAUGCUAUUUACUUAUGACGGAGUUGUGUACCCCACAGCUCUUUGCAGCCCAGAGCAGUUCAAAGCUCUUGAAUCUUUUGAGGCAAGAAGUGAUGAUGUGUUUCUAGCAGGAUACUGCAAAUCCGGUACCAACUGGGUUGGCCAAAUAGUUACAGAUUUAGUAGUCACAUCUGCAAAGAAACAUGAACCGGAGAAACUGAAUGAAAAAUUGCUACUUGCGGAAAUUCCGUAUAUUGAAAUUGGAGAUCUUGAAAAGUAUCAGAGGAUGAACGGCUAUCCCUCCAGGAGAGUGAUGUUUACUCAUCUCCGCCCUGAUAAGUUUCCAAAAUCCGUCUUCAAGAAUAAAGCCAAAAUAUUGCUGCUCAUUCGGAAUCCAAAGGAUGUCGCUGCAUCUUUUUUCCAUUUCUCGAACACCUUCGCUCCAUAUCCCCCUUAUGAUAAAUUUGAAGAUUACUUCCGAGCUUUAAUGGAAGGACAAAUGCCCUGGGGUUCCUAUAUUGAAUAUCUUUGCGUGUGGAACAAAUUCAUUGAUAAAGAAAAUGUCAUGCCAAUAACAUAUGAAGAGCUGAAAGAGAACACAGCUGCAGGAGCCAAAAAAAUAGCUGAAUUCUUUGAACUGAACCUAAGUGACGAAGACUGUCUUGGUGUUGCAGAAAGGAGCACUUUCAAAGCUAUGAAAGGCAAUUCCAAAUCAACCCAUGGAGAAUUUGGUGAUGUUCUUUUCCGUAAAGGUGGUGUAAGUGACUGGAAGACACUUUUCAGUCAAGAAAAGAGUCAGGAAAUGGACAGAAUAUUUAAAGAAAGAUUAGCAGGGACCAAGGUGGGAUCAAUUAUAAAAUACGAUGUCUAUUGUAAAUAAUGAAGACUGAAGAACAGAUGUAACUACUAGGAGAGGAUUCAUAAAUGAUCCUCUGAAUUUCAAGGACAGCAAGAAAUCCAGGUUUUUGGAAUGAAUUCAUCAACAUUAUAUCUAUAUGAAAGGGCAAGAGAAAUUAUACCAGCUUUUUUGGUGAAAACUUUCAAUAUAUACAUGUACUCAUCCUAUAAUUAAUCCUAAUCAGAUCGAUGCCAGAUUGUUCUUUCAAAGAUAUAAACUUUGUAAAAUGA
Podarcis raffonei (Aeolian wall lizard) is the source of this 1587-nucleotide messenger RNA. RefSeq names its product sulfotransferase 6B1-like. NCBI's taxonomy places the organism in Eukaryota, Metazoa, Chordata, Lepidosauria, Squamata, Lacertidae. Gene Ontology annotation, cellular component: cytoplasm. The coding region runs from base 404 to 1339 and encodes 311 amino acids. Gene Ontology annotation, molecular function: sulfotransferase activity. Gene Ontology annotation, biological process: sulfation. The transcript is spliced from 8 exons. The record is from RefSeq and is a predicted model, not a curated record.